AUGACAAACACCAACACGGCUUCCAACCAGGCGUCCAGUGGGACUGGGAGCGGGCGCCGUCCGACUUCAGUCAUCUCGCCUGUCCUAAACUUCCUCGGACAAUCAGCAAUGAGGCUAGCAGGCGGGUCCCCAGUCUCCGAACCCGAAGAAAUACCUCCAACAACAUCAACAACGCGAGGGGUAGGCUCGUCAAAACCAUCAGGACCCAUCCGCGUCAAAACGAACCGCAACAAACCCCCAGACUACCUCUCCGGACUCUUCCAAUCCGGCCAGCAAACGACCACAAGCGGCGCGAGCGAAAAGCGAAUGCCGUUGUACACCAACCUCCCCGCAUCCGCGUUCCUGGUGUGGAAUAACAACUCGGCAGCAGCUGCAGCGGGGAAUAGCGCGUCGAAGCAUAUGGACCAUGACACGGACGGGGAUGUGAAGGCGGGAGAGAGCAAUACCUCUCCAAAACAGAAGAAGAAGCUGAAUCUGCCGACGCAGUGGAAUGCGAAGGAUAAGAAUCAGUCGCUGGACUUGGCGCCGAAUGGGUUGAGGAUAACGUAUACAGGACCAGGGCAGAUGGACGCGCAUGCGGCAGCUGUGCGGACGAAUUACCCUAUACCGCCUCAAUGUGGUCUGUUCUAUUACGAGGUUACCAUCAUAAGCAAAGGCAGGGAAGGGUUCAUCGGGAUCGGACUGUGUGCACAUAAUGUGCAACUAAACCGACUACCAGGCUGGGAAGACCAUUCAUGGGGCUACCACGGCGACGACGGCCACUCCUUCUGCUGCUCCGGCACGGGCAAACCCUACGGCCCCUGCUUCACCACCGGCGACGUGAUCGGCUGCAUCGUCAACUUCAUGACCAAAUCCAUCUCCUUCACCAAAAACGGCGCGUUACUGGGCACCGCGUUCCCGAAUGCGCUGGAUAACCCGAAACUGGAGGGGAAUCUGUACCCCUCGAUUGGACUGAGGACACCGGGGGAGGUGGUGGAGGCGAAUUUUGGACAGAAUAAGUUUGAGUUUGAUAUCGGGUUGUAUUUUCAGGAAGAAAAGGCCCGAAUAUGGCACCAAGUCAACUCCGCGCCCCUUCCCCCUCUCCUCCCACCUAUGUACUCCCCAACCACACCACCCACCCAACAACCCAGCAUAAACCACCUCAUCCUCUCCUACCUAAUCCACCACGGCUUCUGCGAAACAGCCUCGGCUUUCUCAUCUAGUUCCAUCUCCGGGGAUGUGUCUCCUGUACCGGAUGACGAGCCGUUUGAUGAGGUUGAUAUGCGGCAGCGGCAACGCAUCAGAGACGCAAUCCUAACGGGCUCAAUCCCCCUCGCCACACAACUUAUGGACCAAUACUACCCCGGCAUCUUAUCGCAGAACCGCCGCCUCGCGUUCAUGUUGCAGAGUCAGAAGUUUGUCGAGUUGAUGCGGGGGGUUGGUGUCGAGUCAAAUCCAUCCGAGGCGGUGAUUGCGGGAGAGGAGGGGGAGGAUGCGAUGGAUGUUGAUGGUGCGGGAGGGGAAGGGGAAGGGCACGAAGGCGGGGCCGGGGACACGGAGGAGGAACGAUUACGCGCGGUCGUGGCGCACGGGCAGGACCUGAAUGUGACGUUUGGGACUGUCGAGAAUGAGUUUGUGCAACGCGCUUUGGUGGAAACGUAUUCGCUGUUGGCAUACCCUGACCCCUGGACCUCGCCCGUCUCGUACCUCCUCGACCCCGUGAACCGCGCCCUGGUCGCCGACGCUGUCAAUUCCGCUAUCCUCGUGGCAUCAUCCCGCCCCGGCAUACCAGCAAUUGAGAGCAUAUACCGUCAAGCGGCGGUUGUGGGCUGGGAGCUGUUGAAGAGCGGGGGUGGGGCGGCGGCAUUUGUUAGGGCUGAGGAGUGUUUGGUAUGA
Messenger RNA from Fimicolochytrium jonesii, 1875 nucleotides. RefSeq names its product concanavalin A-like lectin/glucanase domain-containing protein. NCBI's taxonomy places the organism in Eukaryota, Fungi, Chytridiomycota, Chytridiomycetes, Spizellomycetales, Powellomycetaceae. The transcript is spliced from 10 exons. Bases 1 to 1875 code for a protein of 624 amino acids. Gene Ontology annotation, cellular component: cytoplasm. Gene Ontology annotation, biological process: cytoskeleton organization; cell surface receptor signaling pathway. The record is from RefSeq and is a predicted model, not a curated record. Gene Ontology annotation, molecular function: protein binding.